This is a messenger RNA of Andrographis paniculata, 766 nucleotides long. RefSeq names its product GSH-induced LITAF domain protein. Gene Ontology annotation, molecular function: zinc ion binding. The transcript is spliced from 3 exons. Bases 113 to 586 code for a protein of 157 amino acids. The record is from RefSeq and is a predicted model, not a curated record. Lineage: Eukaryota; Viridiplantae; Streptophyta; Magnoliopsida; Lamiales; Acanthaceae.
UAUAAAAAUUCGACAUUUCCAAUUCCAUUUCCAAAAACUCAAGGAAGGAUUGAAAUUUCCGUCGAGGUGAAGGAAUUCCGUUUUUCGUCCCUUUGGAAGAAUUUCGAUUGCGAUGGAGCAAACGCGCCGGGCCGACGACGAGCCGGUGAUCGGAAUCCCCUACAGCGCCGCCGCCGCGGCGUACCAAGCGCCGCCGCCGCCGCCGCCGCAUCAGCAGUACUAUGUGCAUCCGCACCCUCAUCAAGCUGGUAUGAUCCCUCCCAACGCCAUCUAUGGCGAUCCCAAGGGAAUUCCUAUCCACCAGACCAUGUACCGCGAUACCCCCGCCCCCUUCAACUGUGUUUACUGCGGCGACUCCGGUCUCACCACCGUCAAGUCGAAGCUAAGUUUAGCUGCAGUCGUUGGUUGUAUGAUGCCAAUGUGUCUUGGCGUAUGCUGUCUGUGCCGCAGUUUCGACUGUCUAUGGCACAAAUAUCAUUACUGUCCGCACUGCAACCAGAAGGUAGCUGAUUUUGAGAAAUCCGAUAUGUGCGCAGCCAUGGAUGUUCCGAACUGGACACAGCCGAGCUUCGCUUUGCCAGCUUAAGGUCAAUUAUUCGUCUCUCUGCAAUUCCUUAUGCGCGAUUUAUUACAAACUAUUGAAUAUUAUAUAUAUAUAUAUAUAUCGUACGUUUGUGAACAUAUGUUGGUUAGGAGACGAUGUUAUCGUUGUAGAUAUACAUUGGUGUUGAAAAUUUGAAAGUUAUAUCAAACUCGUUUCAUGAAA